This is a messenger RNA of Striga hermonthica, 674 nucleotides long. Lineage: Eukaryota; Viridiplantae; Streptophyta; Magnoliopsida; Lamiales; Orobanchaceae. The record is from the annotation of a GenBank genome assembly.
GGUAAGAGACCUGUAGUUUCACGGGGAGACCCUUUUGCCGAGGAUGUCUUAGGAGGGGAUUUGCCUAGAAACUUCAAGGAGUUGAGCUUGUCCUAUGAUGGAUCGGCGGACCCAGCUAGGCAUUUGAGAUCGUUUGACAACAUAGCUGUGUUGCACAGGUAUAGUGACGCUAUAAGUUGCCGAGCCUUCUUGACAACGCUGAAGGGGUCGACGCAGGAUUGGUUCCACCAGCUGCCGGCGGGGUCUAUCGAUAGCUUCGAAAAGUUUAGUUCUUUGUUUCUGAAUCAGUUCGCGAGCGCCAGGAAGCACGAGAAGACGUAUCUCUUACUAAUCAAUAUGCAGCAGAAGGAGGGGGAGACCUUGCGGCAAUAUGUAGCGCGGUAUACCAAAGAGUGCGUGGAGGUUCCCUCUGCCUUGGAAGAGAUCAAAGUUGGAGGCCUUACGCGGGGGUUGAGGCCGGGGAAAUGCAGAGAUUCGUUGGCGAAGAGGCCGGCGAGGUCCUUUGACGAGUUACUUGAGAGGUGUAGCAAAUAUGUGAACAUGGAGGAAUCGGAGGCGGACUUCAUCCGAAAUGACAAAACAAAGGCCAAACAGGUAAACGAGAGGCCUCGACAGGGUGAUCGGCGAGCUCCCCCUAAGGAGGCUAAGGUCGAGGAUCGAUUUAGGGGUCCAAG